This is a messenger RNA of Xiphias gladius (swordfish), 7357 nucleotides long. It is a transcript of the gene magl, whose product is annotated as MAX dimerization protein MGA-like. Gene Ontology annotation, biological process: positive regulation of DNA-templated transcription; cell fate specification; regulation of transcription by RNA polymerase II. The transcript has 22 exons. Gene Ontology annotation, molecular function: protein dimerization activity; DNA-binding transcription factor activity, RNA polymerase II-specific; RNA polymerase II cis-regulatory region sequence-specific DNA binding. Bases 575 to 7198 code for a protein of 2207 amino acids. Gene Ontology annotation, cellular component: nucleus. Lineage: Eukaryota; Metazoa; Chordata; Actinopteri; Istiophoriformes; Xiphiidae. The record is from RefSeq and is a predicted model, not a curated record.
GUGUAUGCGAGAGGGGGCAGAAAGGAGAGUGUGUGUUCUCCAGAGAGGGUGAGAAUGGAAAUGUGAUCGAAAAGGUAAAAGAAGUAAAGGAAAUACAAAGGAAGGAAGAGAAAGUCUCAGAUCUUUGCGCUCAGCGCAGGAAUUACACGUCCGAAACAUUUUCGCGCAAACUUGCUGAGAGUUGUCCUUACCGGCGCGCGGCUCAGCUCGAGGUGGGAAGAAGCGAAAAAAAAAAAAAAAUCUCCGGGAUGGUGGACUCCCGCUUCCCUCGCGCUGGCGGCCCGGGAAUCACGCGCCAUUGAAGGGGGGUGAUAUCGUGCAUGCGCUUUGGCUUCACGGCGUGCACGCUCGGGUCGGUCGAUACGAGCACACUGGCGUGGCUCUCGGCCUCCAUUUGCCAAUUCGUGUUUAUGUUCGAGGGAUUCAACGAGGCCCUUUCAACGGCGGCGACGACGACGUGCAACAGUUGGAGUUUUACCGUGAACGUUAUUAUUGUAUCGCUUCCGUAGGCCACGAGGUGUUCAACCGACGCUGAAAGGUAUCAAAUGAGGUGGAACAGCAACAGCCAUUGGUGAUGCCGUCUACAGACUCUGAACUCACAUCCAUGGAGGACUCCUAUGCAGAGGAAGAUGAGAAGGGGAGCUUGACUGAUGUCCCCUCCUCAGCUCCUCCUACUACAAUCUCUGCUUCAACGCCUCCUUUUCCUACCACUAUGACUAAUUUCACUGGUGAUACAGUGAUUGAGAACAGAGCUGUAUCCAUGACAAGUAAUGACGGCAGCUCAGCUCUCUCUUCACCUGCUGAAGCUAGCCCAGCCAAGCCUGCUUUAAUAUUACCUAAUACCUUUGAAGGAACUGUUGAAACAAGCCCAGCUACCUCACAUAUAGCAUCAGCAUCAGACUCCUUAAAAUGCACAGGGACAAGCCUUGUCAGCAUUUCAGAAUCACUGCCAUUGUUGUCUGUGUUACCAUGUACCACAUUCGGCAGUCCAGACCUGGAAAAUGACUUUUCUGCUGUGCUGACCUUCCAAGGAGUCACUGUCACUCUGGAGAAUAACAGUGUGUGGAGGCAGUUUUACAGCUGUGGAACUGAGAUGAUUCUCACUAAACAGGGGCGCCGAAUGUUCCCUUACUGCCGAUAUCGCCUGGCUGGCCUAGAUCCUGAGCGCCAGUACAGUCUGGUCCUGUCCAUAGUUCCAUCUGACCAGUACAAGUACCGCUGGAGCAAAUCCAAAUGGGAGGUCACCGGACCAGCGGAACACCAGGCUCAGGGUCUGAUCCGGGCCUUUUCCCACCAUUACUCACCCUGCAAAGGUUCAGAGUGGAUGGGUGGCUUGGUGUCUUUCUACAAACUCAAACUGACCAAUAAUUCCUUAGACCAGGAGGGUCAUAUAAUCCUACACUCCAUGCAUCGGUACAUUCCUAGGCUACAUGUGAUACCUGUCCCAGAUGGGGUCGUAACCACACCUGACCAACCUGUGGUUAUGGGACCGGAAAGCAUGACCUUUACUUUUCCACAAACUGAAUUUAUGGCUGUUACGACUUACCAGAACUUUAGGAUCACCCAGCUGAAAAUUAAUCAUAACCCGUUUGCAAAGGGCUUUAGGGAGGACGGGAACAACUCCCGUCUAAACAGGGUCACUACAGAGGCUCAACCUGCGGUGAAGACAGACACUGCGUCCUCUGUUUUAAAACAAAAUGAAAGCAAAGAGGGGGUUGUGGAUAUGAGCAUGGAGAAACACACCGUCCCUGCUUCUCUCUCAAAUGUGCAAGAGACAAGACUGGUCCUUAAGCCCAUAAUGUCUACCCCUGCCAGCAAGGAUGAACCAUAUGUCCCCUGUAUAAGAGGCAAGCAUGCCCUUGGUGAGCUUGUGCUUGUCCAAAAACGUCCCCUCGUGGAACCCAGGGAAGAAAGCCCCACCAUCAGCGUUACCCCUAAGUUGCAGCAAGGCUUCAAAGAGAUGCCUAAAGCAAUAUCCAUGACUCCUACUUCCUCGAGGUCUACCCCGGGGUUGUCACCUGGGAGCCGAAAGAGAAGGAAGAAGAUCAACAGACGUUGGGGGAAUUCCCGUGGAAGAGAUUGGAAAACCGCUGCUGCUGCGUCUCCCAAGGUGGUCCACAGCCCAUCACUGACUGUCGCAUUGCAGCCAGAGCUGGAUGAUGUAGAGGGCCUGCUGUUUGUGUCAUUCACCUCAAAGGAAGCUCUUGAAGUUCACGUCAGGAAAAAGCCAGCCAAUAGCUCAGUAUCUCCAGUUUCCCUAAUGACUCAGAAGCAAUUGAAGGAAACAGUGGAGGUGAUCCCGGAGACUGAUGAGGAGAAGAUAGCCCGCUUGGAGGCUAUCCUGCUGCAGGACCUCCAAGUUCUCAAACACAGACAGGUCAUCCAUCCUGUGCUGCAGGAAGUGGGCUUGAAGUUGAGCUCCAUAGACCCCUUAAAGUCCAUUGACCUACAGUAUCUGGGGGUUCAUCUGCCACUGCCUCCAACGAACCUACCACAACAAGAUAAGGAGUUACCCUUCAUCUCCAGGACCGGGAAGACAAGUGACAUGACAAAAAUAAAAGGAUGGAAAAACAAGUUCAUAAAAAGCAAAGAAACUUCUCCUCCUGACUGUGAUGGAUUACAAAAGAACCUAUCUGCCUUCUGCAGCAACAUGUUGGAUGAGUACUUGGAAAGUGAAGCUCAGCAAAUCAGUGAGCGGGCAGCUGCCUUCUCCACAAACCCAGAGGGCUCAGUGGCCUAUCAGCUGCCUGUUAAAAGCUCCAGCUACGUAAAGACCCUGGACAGCGUACUCAAGCAUCGAAACGGUGCUUCCAGAUUCCCAGUGGGGGCCAACAGACCCUGUCCCCUUUCCCACAAACCCCUCCUCUACUCGGCCCUGACGUCACCAGCUCCUCCUCUGGCCAGCCCUGCAACCCGUAUUCAAGCAGAAGCACAGGCCAUACAGCACUCAACAUCUUCAAAUACGCAGCCAGGAGCUUUGCUGACAGUUGGUGCAAAUGCUGCUUCUGGGUCCAGUUACACUAGUGCUGUUUCACAGAGAUCAUCUACAUACCACCCAGGGGUCAGCCAGAGAUCAGCGAUGAGCUUUGGGCAGAACCAAGGGUUGGCACACAGAUCUUCAGGCCUCACUAAGGUCCAGCUCAAACUGUUGCAGAUGGAGAUUGGAGCCCUGAACGAGGGUCUGAGCAGAACAGAGCUGACUCCAGACAGGGUGUCAGUGGCUCUGUCUGCAAUCCUGACGAAACAGAUGCUACCCAGUCAGGUCUUGAAAGUGGCUAGGUAUCCAAAGUAUAAAGCUGGGGGACCUGAAUGUGGUCAGGACUUCUGCAGACUGGGCUGUGUGUGUUCCAGUCUCCAGCAUCUGAACAGAGGUCCUCUUCACUGCCGGCGGCCUGAAUGCAUGUUCGGCUGUGCCUGCUUCAAACGAAAGAUCACCAAGCAGAUUUCUGCGGGGGAGGGUGAACAACAGGUCCAACCUGUUUACUCUAUGACUAAUAUGGAACAUGCGGUCCAACCUCACCCGGGCUCCCACGCUAAUAAACUGUGGAACCGCAAACUUCAUGAUGUGGAUCCAGAGCCGCUCUUCGCCCCCACAAGUCCUCCCCAUUUGGUCCCCUCAAAGGCGAUAAAACGUAGCAGUGUACCUCGUCCAACGCAACCGAUACGAGAGGAGGACAAGGAUCCAGUGUAUAAAUACUUGGAGAGCAUGAUGACAUGUGCACGUGUUAGAGAGUUCAACAGCAAGCCUCCUCCUGAAGUUACCAUAGAGCCGAAGAUCCCUGAUACUUGUACAGCAAACACUAUAACCAAACUGCAGAAGACGGCAACGGGCAACCGGCCAAGACACUACUACAGACCUAUAAAGACUCUUAAAAAAGCAGCAGAGAAGACCUGUCAGGAAUCCACAGCCAGUGAAACAGAAGCAAGGAAGCAAAUACAGAUUCAGUCAGCGUGUCAAUGGGACAAGGACCACAAAAUGGUCCUGGAAGCUUUAUGUCGACGCAUGAAUCAGAAUAGGUUGUCUAAGCGUUUCUGCAUAGGACCUUAUCGCAUCUGCCCAGUUGCCAAGAUCUUCAUGCGGAAGCCCAGCGGCUCCAUUGUCACCUACAGGGUACACAUCAGUAAACCUUCAAAAGCCAGUGAUAAUGAAAAGGAUGAAUUUGAUGACUGUGAUGAGGAAAAGCUUGCCAAUAAAAGCUUCGAUGGGGACAUCAAUGCAGAUGAGGAAGAUGGCCAAACCGAAGAGUCAGAGAUGCGGCUUGGAGUCAUGCCCUUCCUGGGUGGAGUCUUGCGUGCCGGCAGACUGAGAGCCAGGACCAAACCUGUUGGCUGCCAAGCAUAUGGACUUAUACAGGUAAAUGGCAAAUCCUACAAUCAAGCCAGACUGUUGUUGGGGAGCAUGGGAUCUCUACAUCCAGCUAACCGCCUCGCAGCAUAUGUCACAGGCCGACUGCAUGCUCCCGGCAAUGUUUUUCAUAAAAAAAACAAUACUACAGAUACUCUGCACAUAAAAGCUGCAGGCACGGUAGUGCCUCCAAUUAUCACUGCAAGGAGAACCACUGAUCUCAAGACACCAACACAACCACCAGUUCAGUUCCAGCCCGACUCAGGGAGAAAAAGAUCCAUCACCUUACCACAGCAUUCACAGAACUCCUCCACCAUUAACUCUGUCCAGAAGUUCGUCUCGAGCCAGCGCAGCUCGAUCAGUACCUUCCAGAACAGCUCCACGUCCUCGCCUGUCUCUCUCACCGUCUCCCCCUCACUGAAAACCCCCAGCUUCCUGGGACAGAGUGGGACCUAUUCAUUCAGGAUCUGCCCUCCAGCCAACCAGAGCACCAGAGGCCAGAACCCAACAGGAGUUUCCUUGCCUGGAGGCUUUACUCUCAUUCAGCUCCCAAAGCCUGAAGCUGAUGGAGAUGCACAACUAUCAGAAACUGUAAACACUGCAAACAUGGCUGGUAUGGAUAAACCUCUGUCACAAAGAGAUGCUUUGUUUAACUUUGGCCACUUAGCAGCUGGUUUGGAUGCAGAUUGGCUUGGUUUGGACACUCUUAAAGAAGGUAAAGACCUGUCAAGCAGCAGAUCAGUAGAGCCUGGCUCCUCACCUGAGCUGAUAUGUGAUGAGAAGAUGCCUUCAGAUGAGAGUGACGAAGCCAACAGCAGGCAGGUGGAAUCAAACCUGGAUAUCGCUUCAGAAGGCUUAAGCUCUGACUCUUCAGACUACUGUGGAGAGGGUGACAAAGAUGAGGAGCCUGUGGACAUAGAGACUGUAGAGGAAGUAAGACAAGGAAUUGCCAUCGCAAAAAUGAAGGAAGCUGUUAUCAAGGCAUUACAGGAGUCACGAGAUUCCAGUGACGAUUUUGGAUCAGCGAGGGAACUCAACAUGCAGGAUCAAAUGGACGAUGAACAUGAUGUACCUAAGGACAAAAAGAGGCGAAAGAACCACACAGUGCUAGAAAGGCAAAGACGCUCUGAGCAGCGGAACCUGUUCGACAAACUUCAGACUGUCCUUCAGAGUGACCCCAGGGCCCCCAGGCUCCGCCUCCUCUCACUGGCUCUAAAGGAAAUCCAAAACCUGGUUGAGACCUCCAAAUGUCUGGAGGAGAAGAAGAAGAGGCUGACUCAGAUGCAGUCUGCCUAUGUCAAGGAGCUUUCCCUUUUGUCUGGGAAAUCAGAGAAGCUGAUUAAGCACAAGCUGAGGGAUAUCUGCAAGAGGCAGAAAAUGAGAGAGAAGACAAUGAAAUGGAGGCCUUUAUUUUCCCAUCUACUCCAGGCCAGAGCUGCUCUCCUGCAAGCCACCACUCCCCAGUCCAAGUUCAAUCACACACCCCUGUUACAGCCUGACUUCUCCAUGGCUCCAUCUCAGGCUAGCCCACACGCAACUCUAGCCGAAAACAAUGUACACGAGAUGAUGCCCCUGCUUCAGCCUAACCUACACAGCGCCCAAUCCAGUGUACACACACCCAUGCCCCUGCCCACACCACAGUCUCUUCCUCAGGCAGUGUCCUCUCUGACCCAGGCCGAGGUCAUUGCAGCCCCAUCGCGGGUAGAGAAUCAGCCAGGUGAACCUGUGACCUCAGUCCAAGUGAGUCAACAUCAGUCAAAGUUUGAGGACCAGCUGGAAGCACCUGGAGCCUCACCUGUAUCCUCAACACCCAAUUCCCAAAACCCCUCUGUUUGCCCUCCACAACCCUUUGCUCUUCCUCUGAUUCGCUCUAAGACUGGCAGAAUCAUACUUCCCUCAUCUCUGAAACCAACUGGUCAAGGCUUCUAUACACUCAUGGUAAUGAAAGCCAAGCAGAAUGGAGAAGAGGGUGAGGAUAGCGUUUCAGCUAAUAUGCAGCCUGAUGUGGACUCCAAGAAUCAGGAGAAGAGCUUUUCUGCAUCUGACCACCCUCCAGGCUCAGAAAGCAGCUGUAUUUUGGAGGAGGACAAAACUACAUCCUCAAAUUCUGAUCCAAAGCAUUCAGGUAUAACAACCCACCUGGCUGAGCUUGCUUUCCUUAACAAAUCAAUCUAUGUGCCUUCGGAGGCUGUGCAAGCUGGGGAGAACAGCCCGGAGGGGGGCACAGUGGCGGGUUUAAACAAAACACUGGCAUCUGCCUGCUUGAGUUUUAACCGUGUCCAUCAGAUUCCUACUUCGGUCGAGGCUGAGCUUGAUCCUGACCCUGCUGUAGUCCGCCGUCCCAGGGGCAGGCCUCGAAAGAACCAUGUUCCCCCUGUUAGUGGAAGUGAAAAAUGUACCAUGGUAAAAGAGACCAGGAAACGUGUCAGUGAAAGUGUAACACCUAUUCUGGUUAAAAAAAGACCUAGUAAAAGAAAAUCUUUCAAAGUGACCAAGAGACGAGCUGAGGACACCCAAGGAAUGGUCAGUGACAUAGCAAAUAACCCUGAACAAUCGAAACGAGGCAGAGGAAGGCCUCCGAAGAAGAAGUCAGCACGCCUGUGGAGUCCAGUUUCACAAGAAGGAAGAAGUCCGUCUAAAUCCAACGAGGACAGCCCUGUCAGAGUUUCUUCCCGUUUUAAAAGCCCUGAUACAAAACCCAAGGCAAGCCCUGCAGGAACCACCUUGCUUGGAGAUGUAAACACAACACGGCCACUAACGCGGGGUGCUUUAGGAAAGGACUUCCCCAGUGCCAAGAAACGAUCCUGGAUAGAUAUAGAAAAGGAACUGGAACCAGAGCUUGAAUAUGAAUAGUUCUCAUAUCUUCUUGUUCACUACAGAAGCCCAUUCAAAGAGUCAUUUAACCUCAGUUAGUCUCACACUGAAACCUCACACCUCUCUGAGGCAGCUGCAUCUGUCCUAGCAUUAUCCUCCCAUUGUUACUUAUUUAGCGGAGUUUAUCUCUCCUGCUCU